Messenger RNA from Prunus armeniaca (apricot), 2439 nucleotides. Lineage: Eukaryota; Viridiplantae; Streptophyta; Magnoliopsida; Rosales; Rosaceae. The record is from the annotation of a GenBank genome assembly.
AUGGCUAUUGCUGGUCUACACAAUGUUUCUGUGCUCGAGCCUUCUAUUCUUCGAGACUCUCAGUCUCACGCAUCUAGACGGAUAGGCAAUGAAGGGAGGGUAAACACCCGCCCAUCCUCGCUACUACAAAUGUGGCGAGAGCUUGAGGAUGAGCAUGUGGUGAGUCGUGCCCAAGAGAGAAUCAGUGAAAGGUUGCUUCAACAAAGAAGUGAUAGGUUGAUAGAUGACACCUCAAGAGCAGAUGCUGCUGAAGGCCACGGUAGUGAACACACAGGUGACUUAGAGGAUGAAAGUGUGGCGGAGAGUGAGUGCAGAUUAUGGUCUCAAGGUCAAAUUGGGUCAUCCAAUGAACAUGAGAACUGUAGCAAUUUUAGCAGUGAGCAUUCUGAUUUUGGGGAGGUUGAAAGGGGGAGGGUGAGGCAAGUUUUCAGGGAAUGGAUGAAUUGUGGUGUGGCUGAGUGUAGUUCAAGUGUUUCUAAUAUGAGUAACAGUUCAAGGGCAGAAUGGCUUGGUGAAACUGAACAGGAGAGGGUCAGAAUUGUAAGGGAGUGGGUGCAAAUUAACAGCCAGCAGAGAGGUGCUUCUGGUGACAAUAGUGGAGAACAGCCUGCUGAAAUUGGUAAUCAAAUUGAACGAGUUCGUGAUGGAUUGGUUGUUAACCAAACUGAAGGCCGGUCUGAGAUCACGCGAAGGGGCAUUCGCAAGUUAUGCGGUAGACAGCCUCUGCUGGAUAUGUUAAAGAAGGCUGAGAGGGAAAGGCAAAGAGAACUUCAAGAAUUGUUGGAGCACCAGGCCGUAUCACAUUUUGCUCACCGCAAUCGCAUUCAGUCAUUGCUUAGAGGAAGAUUCUUACGAAAUGGUAGAGUGAUUGAGAAUGAGAGACCCACUUCCAUGGCUGAAAAUGAACUAGGCUUAUUGAGGCAAAGACACACAGUCUCUGGUCUAAGGGAAGGUUUUUGCUCCAGAUUGGAUAAUACUGCAUGUGGUCAAGUAAGCAGCAGCCAUUCUGAGACAUCUUCAAGUGUGUCUAGUGGUAGUAGAAAUGGACACGUUGAAGAAGACAAUUUACAAGAGGGUGAUUUAGGUGGCAACACCAUUCUGGAUAUAGAUUCACAAGAUCUAAUGUUCCUGUGGAAGGUUGGCAGGAAGAAGUUUCCAGAUAAUGUCGUAAGAGACGGGGAUUGCUCAACCAUUUUUGACAUUGUCGAAAGGAGUGAGGGUACUGGUAGUAAUAUGAUUGGGAACUUACAGGCAACCACUGCUGUUGAGCAGCCCUUAGAAACUUCACAAAAUGAUGCUGGUGAACACAGUAACAUGAGAGAAGUCAUUGAUGUAUCUAAUGAAUCUGAGCCAAGUGGGGAGGAAAGUGUAAUCUGUGAACAAUCUGGUACAACAUGGCAGGAUCGAGUUUCAGAAAAUGAGGAAUUAGACUGGGAAGAGCCUGUUGCUGAGUAUAAUGAUUUGAGAGAAAAUGUUGGUCGAAUUACAAUUGGAGAUCAGCAGGAAACUGCUGGUAAUGAAUGGUCCCAAGAGUUGUUGGAGGGCGGGGAUAGAGAAAACAGUCAUCUUGAAGAAGUUAGUGACGUGUGGCACGAGGAAAGUGGUUUUCAAGAGGCUGUUCACAGUUGGUUAGAAGAGCCAUCUGACCAGGAUGCUGAUCCAGUCAGACAGAUCGAUACCUUUUAUUUUCCUGAUGACGAUAAUGCUCAUAGUACAGAGAUAAGGGAACUCCUAAGCGAAGGGUUUCUAAUCUUCUUAGUAGUGGUUUUCCGUCAGAAUCUAGAUCGACUUAUACAAUCAUAUGUGGAAAGACAAGGUCAUGCUACCAUUGACUGGGAGCUAGAUGAUACAUCACCUUCUCCUGAAUCUGCAGAACAGGAUCUAGAGCAGACUGGUGGAUAUCAAAAUGAGGGUCAAGUGGAUUCUGUUGAGAGUCCUAGUCCUAGUACUGUGCUGCCAUCACAGCAAAUACCUCCCUCGCCACUUUGGGACCAGGAGUCACACCCUGAUAAUUGGCCACAGCAUGACAUGCGUCAACGUUUUGGAAUUGACUGGGAGAUAAUUAACGAUAUGAGGAUUGACAUGGGUAGGCUACAACAGAGGAUGAAUAACUUGCAAAGGAUGUUAGAAGCCUGCAUGGAUAUGCAACUCGAGUUGCAGCGCUCAAUAAGACAAGAAGUUUCUGAUGCCCUGAAUAGAUCAUCUGGUUCACAAGGGUUGUGUGAAGAUGGUCUGCUAGAAGAUGGCUCUAAAUGGGAUCAUGUAAGGAAAGGAAUUUGCUGUAUAUGUUGUGAUAGAAGUAUUGAUUCUUUACUGUACAGAUGCGGGCACAUGUGUGCAUGUUCAAAAUGUGCUACCGAAUUGGUUGAGAGUAGCGGAAAGUGUCCGAUGUGUAGAGCACCCGCAGUUGAGGUGAUCCGUGCUUAUUCUGUACUGUAA